AAAGAACGGGCGAGACUCUCCGAACGACAAACUUGCGGCGGCCCCAUUCCCAGCCCCAUUCCCAGCCCUAUCCCGAUCCCCAUCCCGAUCCCGAUCCCUCCCCAGGCCGUGCUCGGCGGCGCCGGGAAGGGUUCGGAGCCGCCAUGGACAGCGACGACGAGACGGUGGAGGAGGCGGUGGAAGGGCUUCUGGAUGAUGAUGGGUUACCUCACGGCUUCUGCACCGUCACCUACUCUUCCACUGACAGAUUCGAGGGUCACUUUGUUCACGGAGAAAAGAACGGACGUGGGAAGUUCUUCUUCUUUGAUGGAAGCACGCUUGAAGGAUACUACGUGGACGACGCUCUGCAGGGACAGGGGGUGUACACGUAUGAAGACGGAGGCGUCCUCCACGGCAGCUAUGUGGACGGAGAGCUGAAUGGACCGGCCCAGGAAUACGACACGGACGGGAGACUGAUCUUCAAAGGGCAAUACAGAGAUAACAUUCGGCAUGGAAUCUGUUGGAUAUAUUACCCAGACGGAGGCAGCCUUGUAGGAGAAGUGAAUGAAGACGGAGAGAUGACCGGUGAGAAAAUAGCCUACGUUUAUCCUGACGGGAGGACCGCGGUAUAUGGAAAGUUCAUAGAUGGAGAGUUGAUUGAAGGCAAACUGGCCACCCUCACGUCCGCAGAGGAGGGGAGGCCCCACUUUGAACUGAUCCCAGGAAGUUCAGUGUACCACUUCGACAAAUCUACAUCAUCCUGCAUUUCCACCAACGCGCUUCUCCCUGAUCCUUACGAGUCAGAAAGGGUGUACGUUGCGGAGUCUCUCAUUUCCACGGCCGGAGAAGGUCUGUUUUCCAAGGUCGCAGCAGGACCUAGCACGGUUAUGUCCUUUUACAACGGAGUCCGAAUCACACACCAAGAGGUGGAUGGCAGAGACUGGGCCCUUAAUGGAAACACACUCUCCCUGGAUGAUGAAACCGUGAUAGAUGUGCCGGAGCCGUACAACCACGCAUCCAAGUACUGUGCCUCCCUGGGACACAAGGCCAAUCACUCGUUCACUCCUAACUGCAUCUACGACCCGUUCGUCCACCCCCGCUUCGGGCCCAUCAAGUGCAUCCGCACCGUCCGCGCCGUGGAGAGGGACGAGGAACUCACCGUGGCCUACGGCUACGACCACAGCCCCCCCGGCAAGGGGGGACCAGAAGCCCCGGAGUGGUACCAGGUGGAACUGAAGUCCUUCCAGGCUACGCAGCAGAAGUGAGACGCGCAGGGGGGGACCCUCCGGGGAGAGUGGUCGGGAGGAGAAACUUGGAUCUAUGCAUUUCGUUUGUACUGAAAACUGGACAGCCAGGGGCCCGCUCCUGCUGGCCCACCCUAACCUCUCCCUCUGUGGUAGCGGUGAGUUCCUUGCAUACUAACUAGGUCUGACUGUAUCGCUCAUACCAGAUUUAAAAUUAGCUAGCACUGCAACCGAGUCUUACUGGGAGGGAUCACUGACUGCCCCGCACACGGCAGCGCGACGGUCUCUGGCAGUUCGCCGUCUAAAUCCGCACCACAUUCGGAGACGCCAAAUGAUUAGGCUGAAAAAGGGAAAUGGGGUUUAUCGGUCAUUUUGUCGUCUUUUCCACGCCGCUAGAUCUCUGGCCACUGCAGACCGUGCAGUUGCAUUCUUGCAGAUCACCCUUCUUGAGGGUACGGAGUUACUACUCUACUCGGAUAUUCUCUAAACGUAGCAGACUUUGCCUUUUAACCUUCGAUCUGUAUCUUGCGGUAGAGCAGCUUAAUUAUUUCUUAGUAGAAAGGAUCCCGUUUUUGCGUCUUUCCCCCCGACCCGGCCUGAACUAUAUACCCCGCCCUCGAAAUCCUCCUUUGCACUCACAGGCUUUGUGGAUUGUGUGUAGAUCUCUGUGGCUCUCUUUCUAUUCCACUGCCUCAUUAUCGUUAUUACUAUUAUGUCCAAAUAGUAGUACGUUACCGGCCCCUGAGGCCAAGGAAUUUCAUUCAGUGAUUAUUCUCGCAUGCGAAUGAAGAUAACUUUAAGAGAUGAGGAGAAAUGGAUUGGAUUCAUAGGUGACAAAAGUGAUGGAAGUGUAAUCUACACAUUCAGGAAGAGAAGGCGGCAAUUCUUACCAGUGGGCAAAAAUUUGGUGGGGGAAUUGUGGCAUCUUCAACAGUGCUGGUGGGUUUUUUUUUCCUCCUUGAAUGAACAUUCCCGUAGAAUCUAGUCCUUUGACCACAUGUAGUACUUCAAUAGAGUGCAUUAAUAGUCAACCUAGGUUCCAGUUGCAAAACAUGGGUCUGUUAAACUACUAAGACAGAAACCCCUGGCAACUAGUAGUAAAGGAAUGUUUAAUGUUGAAACUUCUCAUCAUUGGAGUUGCAAGAUAUUUACCUGCUUCAAUGCACUGUAGAAAUUGUACAUUUAAAAAAAAAAAAGCACACCCGUAUAUUUUGCAAGCCAUAGAUUAUAGAAGACCCAGGAGGAAGAAAUACCGCUUUAUUUUUUCUAGUUGUCUAUAACAAUACUCGAUGAUUGCCCUGAAAUGUUUAACAGCUCUGGUGCAGCUGCAAAUGCUUUAGGUACAAAUGUGAAUGCUUUAGAUUCCCUUGAGCCCAAAUGAUCUAUCAUUUUUAAAAGGCAAAAUCCUGUUCGGCUUUUAACCAGCAAAUCAGAGGUGAGAGCUAGAGUGGAUCUGGGUCUUGGGGUUAGACCAAUAAAGCCGUCUGAUUUGUGUAGGUUGUUUUUCAGUGAGGAAUUACAAAUGGGGAGAAGGAAUAAGCCAGAAAGAGGCGCAAAUGUUUCUUUUUUAUGUUCUCUGGGCCCACAUCUGAUACUGUGAGGAGGGAUUGAAGGAAGGCGCUUGGUUCGAAGCACAAGUUCACAGUUGUAGGAUCUGGACAGUUCUCAGUCAAGGCCUGAACGGAGGUGGGUUCUGCUUCUGAUAGCCUCCUGGGGCCAGUUUCGUAUAUCCAGGCUGUGCAAAGAUAGCAGACAACCCAGACCAACUUCCCAAGCGCUUAGUACAGUGCUCUGCACAUAGUAAGCGCUCAAUAAAUACGAUCGAUUGAUUGAUUAGGGACGCAGCUCAUGCUCAAACGAGGGGGAGAGUUUUCAGGGGUGACCUUGGCAGCGCUAAAACAACCGGGGGGGAAAAAAAAACUGUGUUUCAGCUGUCUCCGAUUCAAGGCUGAACAAGAGAGUAAGAAAUAACUGCUGCUUUGUGGAAAGACAACAUUCCAUAUACCAAGGAGUUACAUGGAAUUUUGAGGCCUUGUUCCUUUUAGGAUUCAAGGGCCUUAGGCUACCCACAGUAGUGAUAAUGUUGUUAUUAUUGUGGUACUGUGUGUACUAUGUGCCAAGCACUGUACUAAGAGCUGGGGUAGAUGUAAUGAAAUCAGAUCAAGAAACAGUCCCUGUCCCACAUCGGGUUCACGGCCUAAUUUUGCAAAUGAACCAAGUUAAGUGACCGUCCCGAGGUCACAGAGAAGACAGGUGGCUGAGAUGCAAUUAGAACCCAAGAUUCCUGACUCCCCAUCCUGUGCCCUUCUCGCUAGGCCUACGCUGCUUUCCACUGAGGUCUUUCAUAAAAAUGAUUGGAUUACCAAGUCAGUUUACCUUUUUGGGAAAUUGGUGUUGAGCAGGUAACUGUCACUAUGCCAGUUACCUGAGCACUUAAGUCCAGGAUUUUGUGAACUGUGAUCAUUUGGGCUUCAUUUUGUUCCUAAGUAGGCUUCCACAGAGCGUCCCCCUUCUCUGCGCACCCUUCCCCCCGGAAAGGAUAUGUUUCUGUUUUCCAAAGGCUAUGUGAUGUGGGCAAAGAUUUGCCUAGGGAAGAGUCGGCGGGAGUUUAGAGAAUUGAGACCUUUGAAGAUUAGCUUUGCUGCUUCCAAAUGGCAUUUGUUCAUUUUGUUGACGAGUGAGUGGGCUUUUCGGUGGGAGUGGAUUGACUGACCACAGCUUAGCCUCUUGUCCGACCAGCUCCUCUCUCUCCACAUUUAUUUUUCGUGUGGACAGGAUAAAAGAGAAAACUCGAUUGCCUUUUUUUUUUCCCAGCUUUGUCAGGAAACAGGUGUCCUGUCGGAUCUGGAGUCUGUCUUUUCUGCCGGAUUCAGAUUUGGGGCUGGGACUUCCUGGAAAGACGGAGUUAAAAACAACUUUCCAAGAGCCCUAACCACGAAGGUGGCAGGUCUUGGAUUUUAAGUAAUGAGUGGCCUGGGGGUUUGGGGAACUAGUCUUCCUUGGUGCUAAAAGUCCUGUUCACUGAAUCAGCCUUGAAGCCUUUUGGCCAAUCCCUUAGCGGGGACUCGAUUUGGAAGCCGAGCAUCCGUGGCGCUCAGUCAAUUGUAUUUGUUGAGCGCUUACUGUGUGCAGAGCACUGUCCUUAGCGCUUGGGAGAGUAUAAUAAAACAAUAUAACAGACACAGUCCCUGCUACCGUUGUACUAGAACUUGCACAGAUUGUCUGUGGAAUCCAGAGAGACUGUGAAUUGGUGCAGGGGACAGAAGGAAAUCUCCAGUGGCCUCCCCGUCCUCUCUUCAGCUACCUCAUCUCUGCAGGUGGGACUUCCACUGAAACUGGCCGAUCUCCAAGUAUGGUAGAGAGAGGUAAACCAAGGCAGAGUUUGUUCUCGGCAACAAAAAGAAAAGUCGGAGGUGGGGGAAGCCCUGGAAUGUAAUGGCAUCUAGGUUACUCGAUAUAGUAGGGAAGGAGUGGGUUGGGAAUGUGAAGUAAGGCUUUACUGUUUCCCUUGGAAAUAGCAAAGCGUUUCGCAGGUACAAAGUGGAGGUGAUCAAAAAACGCUUAUUGAGCCUCCGCCUCAAGGACGUACAUCCCUACUGGACACUUACCUGAUAGAAUCGACAUUUUAACCAUCUUAGCACGAUCGAAUUAGCGGGAGAAACUCAUCCGUAAGAACACACACACCCCCGAACGAAAAUUUGAGGUGGGCUAAUAUUGGAAUUGAGAACUGACUGAUUUUUCACUCGCAGGGAUAAUGGGGAAAAAUAGGAUUAUGUGGAAAGAUUUGUUUUGUAAGAAAAUACCUACUUCGGAACUAACCUGCCUCAUCUCCCGCCUACUUGAGAAGUGAAGAAGAAAAUCAAACUCUACCGAUUACGAAUUAAAACAAUCAAGUACGGUAUCGAAAGCCACAGAUGCUCUGGUGAUCCAGAAGCGUGCAAAGCACGAUCAUAUUUUCUUUUGUAAUGCUCAGCAGAUUAAUGCUCUAGUGACAACCAAUUUACUGUUAAUAUUUGCUGUCCUUUUAACUAGAUCUUUUAAAGCAAAGAUGUUACCUGGAGCGUUGACAUGUAGCACUUUAACUGCAUUUGUUUACACGAGAGUUUAAAACCUCUUGCAAGGAAAUUGCUUUCAAAGUUUUUGGUUCAAAAAGUAUAGCCUUGAUUUGGGGGAAAGUGACUGGAAAGAGGAUUCCAAUUUACAGAUACUGACUUAGAAUCAACUCUUUAAUGAAUGUUUUUUAAAAGCUGCCUUGGGAGACUGAUGUUUGCCUAUUGGCCACAGAGCAAAGGUUUGUAAGCCUGUAAAAAUUAAUGUAAUUUGAGGCACCUCACUAGCAUGAAUCACUGUUCAUUCUUUCUCUUCGGUAAUUUAGAGCUUCCUUCGCACAGAUGCAGUUAUUUCAAUACGUUUCAUUUUGCAAACCUUCCGCAUUUUAUUUUGUAUACUUACUCAAAGCAAUGAAACCAAUUCAAGCCAUAAAACUACAAGUGUGCGUUACCCUUUUUCGCAAACUCUCUCGUGUUUGUAUGUAAAUAGAUGUUUGUACGAAAUAUUUUAAUGGAAGAAAGACUAUAUUUAAAGGAAACGCAAUUGUUCCGAUAGUAUUUUAAAAAAAAAAGAGUUGCAACCUUUUGCGGGGAGCGUCUGAGUGCGAUAAUGACAAAUAACGCAGGAGCGAUUUUCAACCAUCAGGAACCUACUGCUAGUAGCAGCAACCCCGUCUUGUUACGUCUCUGAUACUCAAAGAGAUAAUAAAUCCUGUUUCUCUCUCCAGUACCUACCACCUCUCAGUCCAGAAAGGGACAAUUUAGUGUACUGGUGGAAUAGUUUAGGUCACAGAGCGGCCGGAGCGAAUGUACCUUCCCUUGCACCUAAUUUGUUACGUGGGAGUAAUUAAGGCCAAGGGGGAAGGUGGGCAGGGAGACAGAGGUGGAAAUCCAAUUGUUGAGCACAGUUAGCGAAAGUCAUUUUAUUAUCAGUUCCUUCCCUUGGACGCACCUCAGCUCUCCCGCUCACGAUACAGACAGUAAACCUUUAUAAUGUUUUCAGGGAGCCAGAUUUUUCUAACGUUGUAUGCUAAAUGAAUGUGAUGAUGAGAAAAUGAAAUGAGAAUGUUUGAAUUUUUCACUGUGUGCAUACACAUAUAUACACACAUACCAGUUUAUCCUUUACCACGGAUUGAUCUAAGUGAAAUUUUUGCUACUGUAAUUCAUUUUGAUUCACGAACUGAAAACCUACUGGGAAAUAGUACGGCCUACUUAUGCUAGAAGACAAGUAUUUCCAGGACGUCCGAAUAACCUGCUUCGAUAACUUUUUCUGCUUAGGUCAUCUAUCUCCUCAUUUUAAUUUUCAACUGGUGUGUGGUAGAUCGUGGGAUACAUUUAAGGAUUGAAAGUUGGGGUAAGCUUGCUAUAUGCAGCGCAACGAAAAGCUCACCCCACCGUAUUUAAUACGUUGAUUGGUCUUUUAUGGCAUUUGUACUAAAACAAUGAGCCUUAUUCGAUAUCUGCGGGGUUUAUGAUUUUUAAAACUGUGGGAAACUCUAAUGAAAGAUGUUUACAUGGAUGUUUGCCCUUAUUGCGUUAUGAAUGAAAUUUUUGUAGUGUGCCUGGGUGCGUGGGCAAGAAAGUAGGAAAAAUGUUUCUGAAACAAAACUUGACAAAUAUUUGUAAACGAGAAGUGAAUUUUAAAGAUUGCUUUAAUUACGCUAUAGAAGCAAUGCAAGUAUUAAACAACACACGCAAUCAAACUG
This is a messenger RNA of Tachyglossus aculeatus (Australian echidna), 6978 nucleotides long. RefSeq names its product SET domain containing 7, histone lysine methyltransferase (gene SETD7). Gene Ontology annotation, cellular component: chromosome. Bases 144 to 1244 code for a protein of 366 amino acids. Gene Ontology annotation, molecular function: protein binding; histone H3K4 monomethyltransferase activity. Gene Ontology annotation, biological process: regulation of DNA-templated transcription. The transcript is spliced from 8 exons. The record is from RefSeq and is a predicted model, not a curated record. Lineage: Eukaryota; Metazoa; Chordata; Mammalia; Monotremata; Tachyglossidae.